This is a messenger RNA of Plenodomus lingam JN3, 2286 nucleotides long. RefSeq lists its product as uncharacterized. Gene Ontology annotation, biological process: maturation of SSU-rRNA. The record is from RefSeq and is a predicted model, not a curated record. Gene Ontology annotation, molecular function: RNA helicase activity; nucleic acid binding; ATP binding. Lineage: Eukaryota; Fungi; Ascomycota; Dothideomycetes; Pleosporales; Leptosphaeriaceae.
AUGAACGUCUUCAAACUCCUCUCGCGGUCCUCGAACGCCCUGCCACAGAGCUCUUCUACGCAGAAGCUUCCUUCUUCCGGCGCAGUCGCCAACCCGCAACUGUUUGGCCAUGAUGAGGCUGCACAGGCACCACACACUUCGAAGACGAGUCGGAAGCGGAAAAGGGGGCAGCAAGCUGUAGAGAGUGGUGAAGAGGAGUCUGCAGCCUUGCCUGCUGAUCUCGACUUUUUUGGAGAGGGCUCGGACGCUGUUGUUGGAGAAGGCCUGUCGAAGAAGGAAAAGAAGAAGAAGCAGAGGCAGCUAGAGAAGAAGGAAGCGGCCGAGGCGGAGGCGUCGCAACAUGGCACAGAGGCUGUUGCAGGCGACGAGGAGGAUUCAUAUGAUCUGGAUGAGGCGAGGAGAGUACUGCACUCGCACAAGUUGAAAGUCCAUGUGCUGGAAGACUUUGCGCCACCCGUCGAGGAGUCUCUCACAAAAGACAAGAAGAAGUCUAAGAAGCGGAAGAAGGAAAAGGAAGUAUUCAAGGAGAAGAAGAAGGAUGCGAAGAAGCCCUUGUUUCCCCAACCGUUGACUUCCUUUGCACAGUUGCGGACCCGAUAUGGCAUUUCGAGACGCUUGGCGGAGAAUAUCAUGGAGCAGGGAUAUAAGCUACCUACAGAGGUACAAUUGGGUGCUUUGCCGCUGCUGUUAGCUCAGAAAGGAGCAAAGGGUGGUGACGACCAGUCCGGCGCGCAGUAUGCUGGGGAUAUCGACCUCUUGACCGUUGCACCUACGGGCAGCGGGAAAACCAUCGCCUUCUUGAUUCCCAUCAUCAAUGCACUUCUUGCCAAAGGCAAACCCGCAGAGGGAGAGGAGGGGCCGCGUGCUGUUGUACUUGCGCCGACGAGAGAGCUUGCGUCCCAGAUCGUCAAUGAGGCGAGGAAGUUGGCAAAGGGCACGGCGAUCAAGGCGACGCUGAUGAGGAAGGGCAUGGAGGUCGUGAAAAGGGACGAAGAGACUGAGCAGCUUGAAGCACACGAGUCGCCUGAAAACUCAGAGGAUGACGGGGAAGUGUCCGAUUUCGAUGCCGAGGACAAAACUUUAACCAAGAAGAAGCAAACGACAAUUCGAGCUGAACGAGUAAAAGCUGCCAUUCUCGUCGCCACACCGCUCGCUCUGCUCAACGCACUAAAACGCAAAGAUGGUACCAUUGCCAACUUACCCACAGUCUCCCAACUCGUCCUCGACGAAGCAGACGUCCUUCUCGACCCCCUCUUCCGCGACCAAACCCUCGCUAUCUGGAACGCCUGUACAAACCCAAGACUACGCAUGGGUCUCUGGUCCGCAACAAUGGGCUCCAACAUUGAGACGCUCACGAUCUCUACUUUAAACACUCGGUGGUCAUCCCUCACUUCAUCACAAUCCACCACCCAGCCCCGACCCCCCCUACUCCGCCUCGUCGUCGGCCUCAAAGACUCCGCCAUCCCAAACAUAUCCCAUCAACUCAUCUACGCCGCCACCGAAUCCGGUAAACUCCUCGGCCUCCGCCAACUCCUCCAUCCCACCUCCUCCGCCCCCUCCACCACCUCAGAAACCGCAACGCUCCGUCCCCCCUUCUUAGUCUUCACCCAAACUAUCCCCCGCGCAAUCGCCCUUCACAGCGAAUUGCUCUACGAUAUUCCCCCGGAAGCCGGCGGUUCCUCGCGCAUCGCUGUCCUCCAUGCUGAUCUCAGCUCCUCGGCUCGCGACAGCAUCAUGACGCGUUUCCGCCGCGGCGAAAUCUGGGUCCUCAUCGCCACCGACCUGCUCGCCCGUGGCGUCGACUUCCGCGGCCUCAACGGCGUGGUCAAUUACGACGUGCCCACCUCGGCCGCCGGCUACGUUCACCGUGUUGGUCGGACGGGGCGAGCGGGGCGCGAGGGCGGCGUCGCGGUGACGUAUUAUACCAAGGAGGAUAUUCCGUACGUCAAACUCAUUGCGAAUGUGAUUCGCGCGAGUGAGCGGCUUCGGGGUGUGGGCGAGGGCGAAGGCGCCGUCAAGCAGUGGUUGUUGGAUGCGUUGCCUACGCCCUCGAAGAGGGAUAGACAGCAGCUUAAGAGACGUGGGGUCGAGGCUAGACGGACGGUCAAGGGCGUGGAUGGGGCAAAGGGCAAGGGGAAAGGCGGUAAGGCGCGGAUUAGUACGAAGAGUGGGUAUGUGAGGAAGAUUGAGAAUAAUAGACGGGGGGCUGUGGAGGCGAGUCGGAGGAGGGAGAGGGAGGACAAAGAACAGGGGAGUGAGGAUGGCGCGUUUGAGGGGUUUGAGUAA